UCCGCGCCCCACCGUGCGUCCGGCAGCGUGUGGUGCAACAGUGCUACUUUCCUUCGGCCUCGGGAGGGACGGGGACCGCAGCGGGACAACUUGGAAAACUUCUCUGGGGCGGACCACGGGGACGCUGGGCGCCGGGGGAAGAGGAUGUAGGAAGGCGAUGCCUGGCCCCGGGUGUUCCCAGACCUCCUAAGCCUCCAUGGGGCUUCAGACCCUUCUGCACCGUGGGAACGACCCCCUUGUGUAGUCGAACUGGGGUGGCGCUCUCUCCCACAGUGCGCGCAUUUGACGGGGAACGCUCCUUUUGGCCACGUCCGGCCCCGCCAUGGACCACCAGGAGCCCUACUCUGUGCAGGCCACUGCCGCCAUCGCAGCGGUCAUCACCUUCCUCAUCCUCUUCACCAUUUUCGGCAACUCACUGGUCAUUCUGGCUGUGUUGACCAGCCGCUCGCUGCGCGCGCCGCAAAACCUGUUCCUGGUGUCGCUGGCUGCUGCAGACAUCCUGGUGGCCACACUCAUCAUCCCUUUCUCGCUGGCCAACGAGCUGCUAGGCUACUGGUAUUUCCGGCGCACAUGGUGCGAAGUGUACCUGGCGCUCGACGUGCUCUUCUGUACUUCAUCCAUCGUGCACCUGUGCGCCAUCAGCCUGGACCGCUACUGGGCAGUGAGCCGCGCGCUGGAGUACAACUCCAAGCGCACCCCGCGCCGCAUCAAGUGCAUCAUUCUUACUGUGUGGCUCAUUGCAGCGGUCAUUUCGCUGCCGCCCCUCAUCUACAAGGGCGACCAGGGCCCACAGCCCCACGGACGUCCCCAGUGCAAGCUCAACCAAGAGGCCUGGUAUAUCUUGGCCUCCAGCAUCGGGUCUUUCUUUGCACCUUGCCUCAUCAUGAUCCUGGUCUAUUUGCGUAUCUACCUGAUUGCCAAACGCAGCAACCGCAGAGGUCCCAGGACCAAGAAAGGUCCUGGGGAGGGUGAGUCUAAGCAGUCCUGUCCAACUGUGCCUGGGAGGGCUCCUGCCUCAGCUAAGGUGCCAACCCUGGUCUCUUCUCUGUCUUCUACUGGAGAGGCUAAUGGACACCCCAAGCCACCUGGUGAGAAGGAGGAGGGGGAGACCCCUGAAGAUCCUGGGGCCAGGGCCUUGACACCUAGCUGGGUUGCCCUUCCAAACUCAGGCCAGGGCCAGAAGAAGGGUGUUUGUGGGGCAUCUGCAGAGGAGGAACCUGAAGAGGAGGAAGAAGAGGAGGAGGAGGAAGAAGAAUGUGAACCUCAGGCAGUGCCAGUGUCUCCUGCCUCAGUUUGCAGCGCCCCCUUGCAGCAGCCACAGGGUUCCCGGGUUCUGGCCACCCUCCGUGGCCAGGUGCUCCUGGGCAGGGGUGUGGGUGUUGUGGGUGGGCAGUGGUGGCGACGUCGGGCACAGCUGACCCGGGAGAAGCGGUUCACCUUUGUACUGGCUGUGGUCAUCGGUGUCUUUGUACUCUGCUGGUUCCCCUUCUUCUUCAGCUACAGCCUGGGUGCCAUCUGCCCGCAGCACUGCAAGGUGCCCCAUGGCCUCUUCCAGUUCUUCUUCUGGAUUGGUUACUGCAACAGCUCACUGAACCCGGUCAUCUACACCAUCUUCAACCAGGACUUUCGCCGUGCCUUCCGAAGGAUCCUUUGUCGCCAAUGGACUCAGACAGCCUGGUGAGCCUGCCUGACCCCUGCCUGUAUGGGAAUGGUGCC
This is a messenger RNA of Castor canadensis (American beaver), 1716 nucleotides long. RefSeq names its product adrenoceptor alpha 2B (gene Adra2b). Gene Ontology annotation, molecular function: alpha2-adrenergic receptor activity; epinephrine binding. Gene Ontology annotation, biological process: regulation of vasoconstriction; platelet activation; G protein-coupled receptor signaling pathway. Gene Ontology annotation, cellular component: plasma membrane. Lineage: Eukaryota; Metazoa; Chordata; Mammalia; Rodentia; Castoridae. The record is from RefSeq and is a predicted model, not a curated record.